AUGUCCAAUGGCACGUGGAAUAGUACAAGUCAUAGUACAACAGGCGAAUUCGAUUUAACUCAUAUUGUUGGGAAAGAUGUGCUCAUCAUCGACAGAUCCAUGGUCAAUUAUCCGGGAUGGUUCUUGUGGUUAAUGAUUGGUGGAGGUUUGUUGUGCUGUUUGAGUUGUAUGGUAUGGAUCGUUUCGUCUAUCCUAUUUUUGAAAAAAGAGAAACCAUGUACCCAUACAGUCCACAUUGUCGUUGAAAAGGACCCAGAAUCUCUGAAGAGGGGAUCGAAAUCGCCGAAAAAUGAGAAAGAUGAGCAAUUGGAAUCUCCAGGAGGUGGUCCGAUGGAAAAUGGAUCAUUUACAAAUCCAUUGCAACCAUCGGAUUACGGUAGAUCAUCGAAACGAUCAUCAAGAAAAGAAGAGGAACCAAAGAACAUGGAAUCGAUUGGAGGAGAAAACGUAGAAAAUUCUAGAAAAUCUUCUUCCAAAAAAUCCCAGAAAAAUGAGCCAGAAUCUAGAAAAUCGUCGAAAAAAUCAUCGAAAAAAGAGGGCGGAUCCAAAAAAUCGAAUUCAAAAAAAUCGAUAAAAUCCGAGAGACAAGAUGCUGGAAAUGAUUUUGGCACCACUUUUUCGAUUCAAAUGGAUUCAGAUGACAAUUUUCAGAAUUCGCAGAAAUUUGGAUUUUUCGAAAAGAUCUCCCGCUCCAUUUUCCAGCCAAGACAGUAA
Molecule: messenger RNA, 714 nt
Organism: Caenorhabditis briggsae
Lineage: Eukaryota; Metazoa; Nematoda; Chromadorea; Rhabditida; Rhabditidae
Exons: 4
Coding region: 1-714 (237 amino acids)
Source: RefSeq, a predicted model, not a curated record